This is a messenger RNA of Acanthaster planci (crown-of-thorns starfish), 2906 nucleotides long. RefSeq lists its product as uncharacterized. The record is from RefSeq and is a predicted model, not a curated record. Lineage: Eukaryota; Metazoa; Echinodermata; Asteroidea; Valvatida; Acanthasteridae.
GGCGCCCCGUAUGACUUUAUUUGUACGAAAAAAUCAAACAAAAUUAAUAUAUAUGACGAAAGUAAUAUAUAUGACGAAAGUGAAAUAAAUUUAAAAUGGAAUAAAAUAUUCAAAGGACGAAAGAAGUAUAUAUAGGACGAAAUUUAUGUAUAAAAUGCGAAACCAACCUGUAUACAGGACAAAAGUACAAUUAAACUGAGGACAUAUUACAAAGGGCGCCUCAUAGGUGCGGCCGAGGUCGCCGGUCUUUUGCAUGCGAAGUUGCCUCGACUGCAAAUGCCAACGUUAGGUCUGUGAAUUAACUCCAAAAUUUGCAAAAAAGAAAUCUUCAAACAUGGUCAAAGUUUCGUUAGUCGUGAUGAGUGUUUUGGCAUUACAGCCAUUUAUUGUCACGAUAGUGGAGGACGUUAGCUUGUUUUCCUUCACAUCUCCAACCACGCCAACUGAGGAAGAAGGGAAUAAAGACCAGGAUGAAGGGUUUACGAGACCUACUAAUCCGCUGCCAGUGAACCUUGAAAAGACAGAUAACCCUCAUGUUGAUUCUGCAGACACCAAAGUGCCAGAGAUGGAUCCAGGACUCAUUCCAUUGAGUACAGACAACCUGAACCAGACAGCAGAUAAGAUCAGUGGACGUGAAAAGCGAGCCCCAAAGUUUAAACCUGGCCCAAAUGGAGACCUUUGCAUAUUGAGUGAUACUAGUGCUGACUCUACUUAUGAAUUCACUGACCCUUCAACUGAUCGCCACUGUCAAUGUGACUUAUGUGAAAAUGGGAAAAUCGUUAAAAGGGAUUGCACAUGCAACCAAGAUCCACAGGACAAUCGACAAACAGAAUGUGAACUGGUACGCCCUGGACAAAUAAUGCAAGCGCGGAACAAAUGCAAGUUAGCAUAUAACUGCACUGUCUGCAAUUACCCAUGGAUUGUGGAUGAGCAUGAAAAAUGCAAGCCAGCUGGUCCUGACACUACUUGUACAUGUGGACCAGAUGGGUACUUGGUAACUCGUAAUGAUUGUCGGCCGGUGCCUCGUUGCAGUAAGGAUCAUGAACCAAUAUCUGGAGGUGGUGAGCAUGGUACAGAAAUGCGGUGUUCACCUUGUAAAGAAGGUUAUCAUCAACCAGAAAGCAACACCACAAACAAGUGCCGAAGAAUUGACCCAGAGGAGCGUGGAACUGCAACCCUUGAUGCACCCAAAUCAAGUACCACUUCAGAAGACAGUACAGCAGGGAAGUCCCCUCCAAAAUCAACCUCCAAGGCUACCAAAAAAAAGACGCGCACAACUGAAGGAGGUGCUACCACUCUUGCUCCUACAACAGAUGAAACAACAUCACCUACAGGAUCACCGCCGAUAAUCUGCUUAACGUGGAAUAUUGUCGUCCCUGUCAUUGUAGCCUGUUUCGUAAUUGGCCUGCUGGUUGGAGCAUGUAUACACAAAUACUUAUGCAAACAAAGUACUUCUGUGCAUAGAGACUUGCCAAGGGAAGCGGAAACUUUACCACUGAAUGAAGUAAAAAUUGAUGAUGGAAACAAUGCUGACAGUGGAAAUGACAGUGGAAUUCUCUCUGGGGAUAAAGGUACUGAUGAUGAUGGUGAAAUCACAUCCACUCUUCUAACUGAUAUGAGUGCCGAUAAAGAUCAAGGGAGCAGUGUUAGGAAGAGAGAUGGAACUCAGAAUCCUAGAAAUGGUGGAGACUGAUUGUACGGAUCUAACAUGAACCUUCACUGAAACAUCUUUCAAAAUAACAGAGCUAUUUGUGGUAUAUAUUUAAGUCUGCAAAGGAAAUAUAGUAGCUUUGAGGUUCCUAAAGCUAAGAUGGACAGUGUAAUUUCACUAGCAUUUUGAAAGCACUAAACGGCAAAGAUUAUUUUCACAGAUGGCACUUUUCAGCUGGCAUUUGAUUAAAAAAAAUCCCCUUCUCAUAGUUCCUUCUCAUUUUAGCUUUAGGAACCUCAAAGCUACUGUAUUUCCUUUGCAGACUGAAAUGAAUACCACAGGUAAAUUUGUCAUUACAAUUUCUUGUUAUUUUUUGAGUUUUAAGUUGUAUUAUGUGUAGUGAAUGUGUAUAAAUUAUUUCAGAAUUCUUGGACUUUAUAAAAAGGUGUGUGAUUUCAAGUGUAUAUGCUUUAAUCAAAUAGGUUAAAAGCCAAAAUAACAUUUAGUUUUAUAUUGCUGGGGGCAAAUUCUCUGCUUAUUCGUUCUAUGUACAUUUACUAAUUAUUAAUAGACAAACAAGAAGAAUCAUAUCAUGGAUGAGGGAUGUAGUUUGCCAAAACCAAAAGCAAAUCAAAGGCCAUUUGUGAAUUUUUUUUGCUUGCUUCCACAUCUACAGCUGCAUCAUCUGGUACAUUUAAUUAACCAUCCAAAGAUUCAUGAUGAUGUAUUCGUUAGUUUUUUUUAAAUAUAUUUAUAUAUGUAUUCAUUAUGUCAACCUGUUUGUGUUUUCUUAAGAAAUUGGAGUUUGGGGAUAAAAAGAAAGAAAUCAGAUUUCAACUGGUUAUUGUUCGCUUCAGUUAGAGAGAUCUCUUUUUGUAUCCUCAUCUUAUUUUUUAAAAUGGUUUUCAAACUUUUAAAUGGAUUUUUAUGUCAUUCGUAACUUCGUUUUGAUGGCUGUAAUGUAAAACGAACUCUUUGAUAGAUACACGUAUUUGAUGUACAUUUGAGUUUCCACCAGUAUCUGAAAUUGACUGAUAACAAUGAUCUUGCCAAAUAUUUUGUUUUCAAAUUGCCCUUCAUAUUCUUCUUUAAAACUGUAACAUUCUGUAUUAUUGCUAUUUUAAGUAGUCUUUGACUUUUUUGCAUCACUUGAUGAAGCAAUACUGUUGAAACAUUUACAGUAAAUGUUUGUAUUAUUUUUAAUAUCAGAAUUAGCUGUUAAUUAUGUUUUCAUACAAUUUGUUAACAAAUAUAC